Saccostrea cuccullata (small rock oyster) is the source of this 3194-nucleotide messenger RNA. RefSeq lists its product as uncharacterized. The coding region runs from base 214 to 2934 and encodes 906 amino acids. Lineage: Eukaryota; Metazoa; Mollusca; Bivalvia; Ostreida; Ostreidae. The transcript has 2 exons. The record is from RefSeq and is a predicted model, not a curated record.
ACACGAUGUAUAUAGCGAUAAGGUUAUCUUAAAAGCCCCGAUUGUUUUAUCAAACUCAUGCAUGUUUAAAUUACAAUUCGGAGAAUUUCGUUUGUAAACAUUGCCUUAGGUAGUAUUGAAGCACAUUUUCUGUAGCUGGAACAAAAUCUUUAUAAAAACUUUUUUUCAGAAAGAGGGCGAAUUUCUCUGUUCAGAUGUGCUUUCUACUAAAUAAUGUGUAUUAUUCACGGAGUGUUGACUUUUCUUCUUCUUGGAUCCGUGCCUGGAAUUUUAUGUUAUACUAUAGAUGUAGAGACCACAAACUGUGAUCCGCCCCUGUCAAGAAAUGCGUCUUCCGUUGCCCAGGUGAUUUACAUAAAACCUUCCGCCAAAAUCUCCUGCACAUGGACGAUUCUCAUUGACGGCGACAACUGUCUGGAGAUUUAUUACACUACUGGCGCGGAUCUAGAGGGGGCGUUUUUAGAGAUCGCCUCUGACAAUGAGAGAGAGGUCCAGCCUCUUGUCAAUACGAGUGUGUGUUCUGCCCAUCACGUGACGAUUUAUUACCGCCAUAACAUGACGGAUAGCCGGGUGUCUGGUACCGACCUAUACCUCUACUAUCUGACUGUCCCAGAGCGGGAACAUACGGUUUUAAAUAAACUUGGAACAACCACGGCUGCUGUUGGAUCCACAGAAAAAAACGGCGGAACAAGUCCUGGUGUGAUAGCAGUCGCCGUCCUCAUCCCCGUACUUCUUAUCGGCAUCGGCGCAAUCCUAGCCUAUGUGUGGUACAGACGGAAGUAUCCGGUGCGCAUGAUCGUGGGAAAGGACUUCGCCAAGUUCAGUAACCCUGCUUACAAUAAGCGUGCCUCCACGGCAACGCUCGUGAGAGAAAACGCCGCUUUGGACGAUUACCAAAAAGACAUAGAAGAGGGCGCAGCCUACACCGGUGUUUCCCAUGACAACCCGGCCCUCAAUAUGGAGGACGACCCCCAAUACCAACCAAUCCCGGCGCUCAUUCAUUCUGUGACGUCAUAUUCUAAUUAUAGACGAAGUUUUGAAGAUUCCCCUGACUUAGGGAAGAGGGCCCCGGAAAAACCACGAAGACUUCACUCAAACUAUGACUCAAAAUCGGACAGUAUUGAGAGCGUGGAGGCAGAAAAUAAGAACAAACAGACGACGGCAGACGUGUCUCUUGACAGUGUUAUUGCCACUUAUGAUAGUGUAGAUUCUGGAGAAAAAGAUUCUCCUCUGUACGAGAACGUAGAGAGUAAUGUUAUUGAUAAAAUCAACGUAGACAAGUCUGCAAAAAUGACGUCAGACAGAAUGAAAGAUGACAUCUCCGAUCAUGAAACCUACCCCGGAGAAACUUCACAAGAGUACGAAGACGUCUCACCAACAGCAACGGAAGACGAACAUACAUAUGAUACAGCGCUACAUAGUUCACUGAAUUACGGUCCCAAGGAUACUCCUAUAGAAAAUUCAAAUGAAAACUCCGGAGACACAUCUAUUGACGAUUUUCAGAUUUAUGAGAACGUGUCCCUUGGAGAAGAAUCCAUUAAAGACGAGGAGAGAAAUUCUAUAACAGGAGGUGACUCUGAUAGAUUGUCCAAUAAUGUUUCUAGUUCGGAGAGGGAUGAAGCGGGAGACGCCAUAGAUUUUCCUCAUUCACCUGUCACUCCGGACUCGUUUCAAGAUUCAUUUUCGAGCGAAUCUUUUGUUGUACUUGAUCAGUCCGAUUCUGCAGAACUCGGUGUUAAUCAGGCGGAAUAUCAAACAGAGCACAUUGAUAAAACUUCAACUCAAGAGUCUCACUCCUCUGGCUCAGAGGAACACGUGGGUCACGUCGAUAACGAGGUUAUAGAUCAGAAUGAGGCUCUCCCAAACGAGACACAGUCUCGUGAUGAAAGAGGGACGGGAUACCUUCGGGAAGCCGAGACGGUUCAAAGCGACACGGAAGUCAAUCAAAAGGACGCCAAGGCUGAUCGGAAGGACACCGAGGCGGAUAGAUCAUUCGACAUGGACGUCAACAAUUUAGACAUUUCCGUGUCGUCCAUUUCCGAUCCUGACGGUAAAAGCUUCGACAGUGCGUUCUCUUUUGUUUCACACGAUUUGAAACCAAGAGAUGAAUCUUCGGAUUCGUUUGAAGUCAUUUCACAUGAACAAGCUUCUGGAUUUACAGAUAAUAAUAAGUAUGAUGUAGGCGAGGAUUCAUUGCAGCAGUCGGCUGAAAUCCUGGAGGGAAAAAUACACGAGGAAUCAAAACUUAUUGACAGCGAACAUGAGCAAAAUUCUACGGUAUCAAAAACAAUCAAACCGGAUUUGAAUAUUUCCUUCCAUGACUCGAGUGAAAGUGAUUCUGUUGAUGGAGAAGAGGACGCCGCAACAGCAGAAAUCGAUAAAAUGGUGGACAGCAGCAAAGAACGCCGAGAAAGCGUAACUCGAAAGAUUGGUAUAGACCACGGCAGCAUAAGUUUCGAUGACUCCAGUGACUCGAGCCAUUCUGACGACGAAAAACCAAAACCAAGCGUGUUAAGACGAGAAAGCAUUACUUUAGAUAAUCCAAACUUUGAUUCGCCGAAUAUUAACCUAUCGCUAAAGUUCUCGUCCGAGGAGACUGUGGAUAAGUCUGAACAACCUCGUGGACUGACGAGACGAAAAAGUAUCACACUAGACAACCCUCUCUUUGAGAAAGAUUCGGAGAUCUCGACAGAACCAGAGGUCUCGCCUCUUGACGAGUACCAAGUUAUAGAAGCAUGCGGCCCAUCAGAGGAGCCAAUCAGCGAAGAGAGCGAAAACGAGGCAGAAGACAUAGAAAAUGUUCCUACUGCGCAGAAAAAAGUACUCAAGAUAAAUAUGAACUUUGGCAAAGAUGAGGACUCGGAUGACGACAGUAUCGGCAGCAGCGCCCCCUCUGGUAAAGAGUCUGAUACCGAGUCUUCGACGGAAGCAUAGACACUCGGACCCCGAUCCCGACUCUUAUUAUGUUUUAAACCAUAUAUUUUAAGUUCUAGAUUUUUAAUGGUGAUUUUUUGUUCUCAUCGUGAAAAAAACCUUAAGAUAUACUGGUCUCUGCAGUGCUUUGUGAAGGAAUAUAUAUCAAAUUCUCGAGUCAUGAAAAGUGAUACUGAACUAAUACUCAAUAAUUUAUACAUAUUUUUAUGUAACCUAUUUGUGUGACGUGCAUGUAUACAUGUAUAUACAGGUAUGAUGCA